AAGCUUCUUUUUUAAUCUUUUCCCUUUUAUUAUUAUUGUUGAAGGCUCGAUCGUUUUCUUCUUCACAAACAAAAACCUAAAUUCAAUAUAAAACUCUGUACGCAACCUCUAUGUCAAUGGCGUCUCUGGCCCCGAUCUCCCAAUGCCACACUCUUCUUCGAAAACCCAGUUCUAAACUCAAUUUGUCUUCCAGUUUUAUCCCCAGGGAUUUGCCGUUUUCGAAAACCCAGUCUUUUGAACUUCCUAGGAUGGCUUCUAAGAGCUACAUCGUGUCGGCCUCCACGAAGGAGAUGUCCCGGAAGAGGUACCCUGGAGAGGCUAAAGGGUUUGUGGAAGAGAUGAGAUUCGUGGCUAUGAAACUGCAUACCAAAGAGCAAGCAAAGGAAGGAGAAAAGGAAGUCAAACAGCCCGAAGAACGUUCCGUGCGGCAAUGGGAACCCACCGUUGAUGGCUACUUGAAGUUCCUUGUGGAUAGCAAAUUGGUCUAUGAAACGCUUGAAAGUAUUGUUGAUAAGGCCGCUUUCCCUAUUUAUGCCGAAUUCAAAAACAAUGGAUUGGAAAGGUUUGAAAAAUUGGCGAACGACUUAAAAUGGUUCGAAGAGCAAGGCUAUGGCAUUCCAGGACCAUCUUCUCCUGGUGUUACCUAUGCAGAGUAUCUUAAACAAGUAUCUGAGAACGAUCCUCAAGCCUUCAUAUGCCAUUUCUACAACACAUAUUUUGCUCACUCCGCCGGUGGUCGGAUGAUUGGGAAGAAGGUAGCUGAGAAGUUACUCAACAACAAGGAGUUGGAAUUUUAUAAAUGGGAUGGUGACCUUUCCCAACUGUUGCAACAUGUCCGGGAUAAACUGAACAAAGUUUCCGAGAGCUGGACAAGAGAGGAGAAGAACCAUUGUUUGAACGAAACCGAGAAGUCGUUCAAGCAUUCCGGGGAGAUUCUUCGUCUGAUAUUGUCAUAGUGUACAUGUCUGUAUCGUCUUCUGUAAAAAUACCGGCGCAAGCCGAAUUAUGUAUGAACCAGAUUACCAUUGUCUAUAUCACAAGCUAAACAAAUUUAUAAUUAUGAAUGGAAGUGUUUGAUAGUAUUAUGAAUCCA
Messenger RNA from Hibiscus syriacus, 1093 nucleotides. RefSeq names its product heme oxygenase 1, chloroplastic-like. The record is from RefSeq and is a predicted model, not a curated record. Lineage: Eukaryota; Viridiplantae; Streptophyta; Magnoliopsida; Malvales; Malvaceae. The transcript is spliced from 4 exons. Gene Ontology annotation, biological process: phytochromobilin biosynthetic process; heme oxidation. Gene Ontology annotation, molecular function: heme oxygenase (decyclizing) activity. The coding region runs from base 111 to 956 and encodes 281 amino acids.